AUUGUUUUCUCAUAUCUUGCUCUCGCUUUUCUCCAUUUUUUUUCUCUCUACGCUUUCCUCGUUACACGCCUUUGCGCGAUGCGAUGCUGAUCUCGAGCUUUUCCAGUCAAUGCGAAGAAGGAAUCCAAAUCCAAAUCGCGGCGGCUUGAAUCGCAGCUGCCGAGCUUUUCUCCCAUCGCCGGGAUCCGAGUGAGCGGGAUCGAGAAUCAUCGCUCGGGAUUGCAGGGAAGAACAUUCGUACGAGAGAUGCCUCCAGCGAGGAAGAAAGCCAAAAAAGUGGACGCGGCGGAGCCAUCCAGCAGCGGCAGCGCAGAUCCACCGGCACAGAAAAAGCGAGGCCGGCCUCGCAAGAUCGUCGUCAAGGAGGAGGAGGAGGAGGAUCAGCAGGAAUACAAGAGCGCCUCCAUCGCCGCCGAGCAAGAGGCAUUGAAGCGAGCCAAGCUCCCAGCGAUUCAAGGAUCGUCGGAGAUGAUAGGCGAGCCGGAUGGGGGAAAAAUUCUCUCGGAGCCCGCCAGCGCCAUCAAAGCUCCCACCGCUGCUGCCGCUGCCGCCAAGAGGGAUGGGCGACGUCGCAAGAGCGAGCCUCACAGAGCUCCCGGUGUUCUCAUCGAAGGCUUUUUGUGAGCUCCAUCGCCAACUAGGGAGAAGAUGAAGAUCACUGCAAAGACUCCAUUGACACGAGAUCGAGAUCGAUCAAAGGUUAGGCCAAGCUCCACUGCGAUUCUAUUCUUUCUUCGCUUUUUUUUUUUCUUCGUUGUUCUUCGUCGCCUUGUUCCAGAUCGUCGUUGAUUCAUUCAUUCGUUUUUAUCUCUUGGAUUUUUUCUGGGAUAUCAUCGCUGUUUGCUCGAAGUGUUCUAGCAGUUCUAAGUAGCUGUGGAAUUUUAUUUUUUUUUCCUCUCUUUUUUUCUAAGACAGUCCAAGCAAAAUCCCAAACUUUUGUCCUCGUGUUCUUCAGCCGCGCCGUGUUUUUCCGUUGCGAGAUUUUCCUCUUCUUCGCGUUUCCUGGAUUUGUUUAGCGUAAAAAAAACUGUCGGUGGUGGCUGAUCAAGUGUUUGAUCGAUUGGAAGGAAAAAAAAAAGAGAGAGGAAAGUGGGAAAUUUUGACUUCCUCCAUGAUUUUUAUCGCUUGA
Messenger RNA from Selaginella moellendorffii, 1129 nucleotides. RefSeq lists its product as uncharacterized. The record is from RefSeq and is a predicted model, not a curated record. Bases 247 to 624 code for a protein of 125 amino acids. The transcript is spliced from 2 exons. Lineage: Eukaryota; Viridiplantae; Streptophyta; Lycopodiopsida; Selaginellales; Selaginellaceae.